AUGACAGUAAUUGAAAAAGAAAAAAUGAUUAACAAAAAAAUUGAAAAUAAAAACACUACGUCUAAUACAUAUAAUGAUGACGAUGAUAUAGAUGACGACAACGAAACAAUGGUUUCUAAUAUUAAUACUUUAAGUGUUCUCGAGUAUAUUUUACGUCUGAGUGCAUUGGAAGUCAGUGAGCAAACAAAUCAUUUAGAGGUGGCUGAUGAAAAAAUUAAUUUGUUUCUUAAAGACGAUGAAUCAUCUGGUGGCGGCGGCUCGGCUGCUGCAAGUUCAACAACUGUUGAACCAUCAUCUCCAACCAAGCCUACAUCACAAUCAUCAUCAAAUGUUAUUGGCGUGGAUUCUCCAUUGGUAAAUCAAAUGAUGAAUUUAAAAAUUAAUGGUUAA
Molecule: messenger RNA, 390 nt
Organism: Entrophospora sp. SA101
Lineage: Eukaryota; Fungi; Glomeromycota; Glomeromycetes; Entrophosporales; Entrophosporaceae
Source: the annotation of a GenBank genome assembly